AUGAGUGCUCCAGCUAAGGCUACAUUUAGAAAAGCUGUGCCAAUAAGGGCAAACCUUAUAUUAUCAAGAAUCCCAUUAGUGGUACCUGAACAAACUAAAAUAGAGCAACAAUAUCAUGACUACCAGAACCAAUUAGAAAGAAGAAUGAUGUGGACAUUUCCAGCCUAUCAUUACUUUAAAAAAGGUACUCUUUCUGAGCAUAAAUUUUUGAGUGUUCAAAAGAAGCCUAUUAUUAAGAACCCAGAUGUCUGGUAUCCAAAGGGUGUCCCUGAUAUUCAGCAUGGUAGAGAGAGAAGUAAAGCUCAAGAAGUUAUUCUACCGCAGAAUGAGGGAGGGGAAGGGUCAAACAUUACUAGACCUGUUGAGAAGAAUCCUAUAAUAACUACCGCAGAUGAAUCUGGCGAUAAAUCUAGUUUAGAGAGACGAUUGAGAAACACACUAUAUCUUUUGGUUAACUACAAGAAAACUGGUUGGAAUUUCCCAAAGUUUGAGAUGAAAGAUGGCGCAUCACUUGAUACAGUUGCAGAAAAUGGACUAAGAACGAUAGGUGGUGACAAUAUAAACACAUGGACCGUGUCAAAAAAACCUGCUGGGGUGAUAAAGAGUGAAGAUGGCUCUUGUGAUUUUUUUAUUAAGUCUCAUAUAUUGGCUGGUAAAUUUAAUAUUGCCAAUGACUCGAAAAACGAUAUAACAGAAUAUGCCUGGUUAACGAAGAAAGAAAUAGCAGAGAAACUAAACAAGGACCAAUUCCAACUAACUGAGUAUUUGUUAACUAAAUAG
Messenger RNA from Maudiozyma barnettii, 780 nucleotides. RefSeq names its product mitochondrial 54S ribosomal protein mL46 (gene MRPL17). The record is from RefSeq and is a predicted model, not a curated record. The transcript has a single exon. Gene Ontology annotation, molecular function: structural constituent of ribosome. The coding region runs from base 1 to 780 and encodes 259 amino acids. Lineage: Eukaryota; Fungi; Ascomycota; Saccharomycetes; Saccharomycetales; Saccharomycetaceae. Gene Ontology annotation, cellular component: mitochondrial large ribosomal subunit.